CGGCAGACGAGCCGGACGCGCCGGCGAGCGGGUUGCGAUGAGGCCGAGGCUGCUCAUGGCGGCGCCGUCGGAGGCGGCCGCGGGAAGGUAGCCGGGCGGGCAGCCGGCCAGCCAGCGAGGGGGCGAGCGGCGAGGAGAGGGGCCGGCGGCGGCCAUGGAGGAGAAGGCGGCCAAGGAGGAGGGCGAGGCUGAGAUCCAGGAGCUGCACGGGCCCGAGCACUGGUUCAGCAAGUGGGAGCGGCAGUGCCUGGCCGAGGCCGAGCAGGACGACGGCGCCCUCCCGCCCGAGCUGCAGGACGACGACGAGGCCGCCGCCGCCGCCUCGCCGCCCCAGCCCGAGCACAAGCAGCAGAAGCUCUGGCACCUCUUCCAGAACUCCGCCACCGCCGUGGCCCAGCUCUACAAGGACCGAGUCUGCCAGCAGCCGGGCCUGUCGCUCUGGGUGCCCUUCCAGAACGCCGCCACCGCCGUCACCAACCUCUACAAAGAAAGUGUGGAUGCCCAUCAGCGGAGUUUUGAUGUAGGGAUCCAUAUUGGCUACCAGCGUCGCAAUAAGGACGUGUUGGCUUGGGUUAAAAAACGCAGAAGAACUAUUCACCGAGAAGACUUAAUCAGCUUCCUGUGUGGGAAAGCUCCCCCACCACGAAAUUCUAGAGCUCCCCCAAGACUGACUGUAGUAUCCCCUAACCGAGCAACGUCGGCGGAAACAAGCUCUUCUGUAGAGGCAGACUUGCAGCCCUUCCGAGAAGCUAUUGCUCUCCAUGGUCUUAGCGGGGCAAUGGCUAGUAUAAGCGUUCGCUCGAGCACCCCGGGCUCACCCACCCAUGUGAGCAGCGGCUCCAACAAUAGUCGGAGGAGAAACGGACUCCAUGAUGUUGACUUGAACACUUUCAUAUCCGAAGAAAUGGCGCUCCACUUGGACAAUGGUGGAACUAGAAAGCGUACCUCAGCCCAGUGCGGAGAUGGCAUUACGGACUCCCCGACCCAUAAACGCAAUCGUAUGAUCUAAACAGCAGAGCCCUUGGCCCUCUCCCUCUCCCACCCCCCGCCAUGCUGCUUGAAAGCCACUCGAUCCUCAGCAUCUCGCUGGGACAGACAAACACAAGCUCCCUCCUCCGGAGUCACACAAGUUUUCACUAAUUGCCAUAAAAAGGAAAGCUUAUGUACCAACAGAGUCUUCUCGUAACUACUGCUUUCUUCAAAUUUAGAUUCUUUAGCAGAGGACUUCCAGUGCUGUGUAGUGGCUAGCAAGCUCGUCACAGGCAGAACGUGCAUCCGUUCCAAGGCUAAAAGUGACCUUACUUGUACUUUUAAAGGGAAAAAGGAAAUAUCAGACGUUUAUUUGGUUACAGAGAUGCUUUUUUGUCCUUUUUUUCUUUCCGUGUUUCAACAUUUGCUUAAACAGUAUUGCCAUUUUGACAACAGUGUCAAAAAACAAAUAACAUGAUGUGGCAUGUAAGACCUGCAGGCUUCCUUUUUGCGUAUGUUUUUUCCUUUUUAAAACUAUUGGGCACAUAAUUUCCUAUAGUAAGUGUGCAAGUUUCAAAAGCGUUUGGCUGUGUGGAAAAGAGGUACGAUGUUGGUUUAUGUAACAGUCCCAAAUCAGAACAGAAAGGAACUUUUUUGGGUUUGCUUUGGCCACGGUAGAACUCAGCUGCCCCAAUUGCUUCCUCCCCAGAAGCCACCUUAAAUUGGGCUUUGCAAGUCGGUUUGCCUGUCUAACUGAAGCGUUCCCUUUGUAAAGCAAGCAGCAGGCCCUGCGUUCAUUGGCAGUGAGCAAGCGGUGUUCUGUGGAGAACCGGUGGUUUUAGUAUUUCAGGUAUGUAUGUUGUUUAAAGGAGUCUUUCAUGGUACACUUCCUGUAAAGAAAUUAUCUGCGCAGAAUAUGGGAGGGAAAUACGAGUGGAGGGAAAGAGGUGGGAGCAGUUUUUUAAAAAGGAUGUUGGAUGUGUUUGUGCUCUAUGAUGGUUGUGAUUACUGGGCUGCUUAAGGAAACUGCCUGAAUUGCCGAACCGCCUCUGGUGCCGACUUUCCCUUGGCUGGAGCGAGCCACAGGUCCUUGGAAGUGCCACCCAAGAAAUGUCCCUGAGAAAUCUCAUCAGGUGCCGGAGAGGUAAACCACUUUGCAGUGGAAGUCUUGGGUUUAAGAUGGAAAGUGAUGAAAUGUUGAAGGUCUGCUGGCAAGGGCACUGAGUGCUAUAAACUCUCAAAACAGAUUUCUGAAUGUAUCGGACACGACUAAUGUCAAAUACCCGGGGCACUAACAGUCUCAGUAAACCAGGAAGUGAGGGCUUGCACUUCUCUGCCUGCUGUGAAUGAAGCAAGCUGCAGUGGCCAGUGGAGAAGGGCUUGGCCCCGCCCGGGCCCUGGGAUUUGUGUUCAGUCUCUCUGCUGUUGGCUUGAUCUAUGCCGUAUCUCUAGAUGCUGGUUGACCUGGCUUCUGGGCAGACACACAGCGGGGUUUUUUGCCAUUUUGUUUGCCAUGGGCAGGCGAGGCCUGUCAAGAUGGAAAGUCUUUGAAACUCUGAAGUUGCAGAAAAAGAGGGUCAGAUAGUCAGAAAGCUGUUCUGAGGUGCUGAGUGGCAAGCCUCGAGAUGUCCUGGCGCUGGCAGCCUCCCCCUUGGACGUGUCUGGGUCAAAAAGCCAGAGACCUGCCGGCUUCUAGGAUCAGGAACAUGCAAUCUUGUUUUUUGUUCUGUAGAGCUUUUAAAUAUUUGCAAAGUGGUUUCAGGAAUUUCUAAAACAGCUCUUAUGGUGCUGUGGCUACAGGUUAGCAGUUCGUGAAACCAUGUUAGUACGUUUUUAAGCCCAGUCUUGACAUCUGGUCAGGUGUGAUCUUAGGGGCUAACUCUAAAGAUUGCCAGCUGUUGGACUUCUAACAGGGCUGGUAUGUGAGAAGUAGUUUCCUUUGCGUACAGCCUAGAACUAUUGUCUGCCUUUUGAGAGUUUGCACUUGGCACUGGUGUGCCCUGCAGGGUCUCAAAAUCAUAGCAACAAAUAUAACUAUAUUUAAAAAACAAAAACCUCCAGUCAUACUUUGGAACUUGCAUAGGAGGAUUCUUGACUCAGAAAUGCCGCCGUGGACAGAGUGGGCUCUCUGGCCAGCACCGACUGGCCUGGAAUGGCGGAAAGGCCUGCCGCUUCCAUGGCCCCCUCCCCCCUUCCCAAACCGAAUUAGUUCAUAGGUGUGUACAGAAUUAGUUGGGUAUGUUUUUAUGCAGCUCCACUAAGCGCUGGCUGGGAUAAAUCCUCCCUGGGUGUAUGCUUACUGCUCCAAUGUUAAUGGCAUGAGUCCCAACUCGUGAUGCUAGAUGGAGAGGGUUGAGUUUUUUGUCUAUGGCUUAAUAAACUCCAAAAGGAAAAGAAAAAACAGCACUUGAUGCGGAGUUCCUCCCCCACAAGUAGAAUGUACUAAAAUUCCUUACUAACGCUUCGAAGCUUUGCUUUUGGUCUAGCUUCUUUGAACAAAAUAUGUUCAGUGUUUUUUUUAUUCUUAUUCAGGUGCCAUUUUUCUUCUGGUCAAGAGAAAAGCAGGCUUUGAUACUCUGGCUGCACUAAUGGAGUGGGUGUGUGUGUGUUAAGUCUUGGAUAAAUUUUAUUUUGACGGCUUUUUUGGUCAGCCCCUGAAAAAACAACUGCAUAGUGGCCUCAUCCAGCAAACAAAUGGGUAGCAGGCGAGUUCCUUUAAUGUUUCAUGGUAGCGUAUUUCCAUGUCACCCACUGGCUGUGACUUCUGGAAUGCUGCUGUUAAAACGUGUUCUGAGCUGGGGGGGAAUGGGGGGGUGGGUGUCUGUUUUUGUUUUCAUUUGAGUUGGGUGAAUGCCUUCUGGUGACCUUCCUUUUCUCUCUUUCCCCGUGUAAACCAAACUUAACAUGAAUGUGGGGAAGAUAUUACAUAGAAUAUAUCCUGCAUUGAAGCUGAGCUUGGCUUGCAUAUUAUUAAAAUUCAAUUUGAAUAUUAAAACACUUGAGCUAUAGUGAGGUAAUGCAAAGCUGAUUUUUCCCCCCUUUGUCUGAAAUUGAACUCCUGCGAUCCUCAAAUGUGACUUACCUGCUGGAGAAAUAGAUACCUUUUUAAAACCCUAAUAAAAAUUUUAAAAAAUCA
Messenger RNA from Eublepharis macularius, 4105 nucleotides. It is a transcript of the gene HAPSTR1, whose product is annotated as HUWE1 associated protein modifying stress responses. NCBI's taxonomy places the organism in Eukaryota, Metazoa, Chordata, Lepidosauria, Squamata, Eublepharidae. The record is from RefSeq and is a predicted model, not a curated record. The transcript is spliced from 4 exons. The coding region runs from base 155 to 1009 and encodes 284 amino acids.